UCACUGAGAGCCUCACCCCAGCCAAAGAUGCUACUGCCGGCGCUGCUCACAUUUUUUCUCUUUCUCCGGAGCAUCCCUCGGGCCAGAGCAGGACCAUCCAAUGCACACCAGAUCACCAAGGGGGUGGAAUGGUUGACCCGUUACGGCUAUCUUCCUCCGCCAGACCCCAUGGCUGCCCGCCUUCAGACCCCAGAAGAACUGGCAAACGCAAUCAGGACCAUGCAAAGAUUUGCAGGAGUGCCUAUGACUGGAAAACUGGACGCCCAGACAGUGGAGAUGAUGAACCGGCCCCGUUGUUCCCUUCCGGACAUUAUUGGCACUUCUGAGCUGAUGCGUCGCCGGCGCAGGAGGAGACGUUACGCUCUCAGCGACACCGGCUGGAAAAAGAAGGACUUAACAUGGCACGUUCGCUCCUUCCCGCUCGACUCCACCCUGCCGCACGAUCACAUCCGAAACCUUUUUUUCUACGCUUUGAAGGCGUGGAGCAAGAGCUCGGCCUUGACCUUUCGCGAGGUCCACUCUGGAGAUGCUGACAUUCUGGUGGAUUUCAGCCGUUCCUACCACGAAGACGGAUACCCCUUCGAUGGGCCCGGAGGCACCCUGGCCCACGCCUUUUUCCCCGGUGAAUACCCAAUUGCUGGCGAUACCCAUUUUGAUGAUGAAGAGACGUGGAUCUAUGACCCAGAGAACAAAGCACCAGAUCACGGCACAGAUCUCUUUGCUGUCGCAGUGCAUGAGUUUGGUCACGCUCUGGGGCUGGCUCACUCUUCGGCCAAGGAGUCCAUCAUGAUCCCCUAUUAUCAAGGCCCCGUAGGACUGCCCCACGACUAUCGGCUCCCUUUGGAUGAUGCCAUGGGGAUUGAACAAAUCUACGGUAAACCCCACCCUGGUUCCCGUCCAGACGACGACACCCCAAUGUUACCGGUCCCUACAGCACCCCCCAUGCCUGACCUACCACCAUUCAGACCUACACAACACACGCGCCCGCUAUCACCUGAACGCUGCAAGGCCCAUUUCGACGCCAUCGCCAACAUCCGUGGGGAAAUGUUCUUCUUUAAACAAAAACACUUCUGGAGGAUGCAGCCCAGCCGUAACCUGGUUUCUCUGGAGCCGGCACAGACUCUAACACGGUGGUUCUGGGAACGGGUCUCCCCAAACGAUUCUCAAAGUCUAUAUCGAUCACGGUGUAAUGUAACGCAUGAACGAGCAGCUUCCAAUCUGUAUCUCUCUUUAAUUGGAUCAUACUACUGGGUCUUCCAUGAGACGCGGGUCACUCCAGGCUACCCCCGGCCAAUAUCGGAUCUCGGCCUUCCUGACAACACGGUUGUGGGAGCUGCAUUUGUCUGGCCUCACAAUGGCAAGACAUACCUCUUAGAAAAGAAUCAGUACUGGCGCUAUGACGAUCAGUUGGGACGCGUGGAAUCGGGGUACCCGAAGUCUGUCAGUCUCUGGGAAGGGGUACCCACAGAUCUGGAUGACGUCACUCGCUGGAAUGACGGCAAGACGUAUUUCUUCAAGGGGACCCAGUACUGGGGUUUUUCUGGAGGCAACGUGCAGUCGGACGCUGGCUACCCCCGCUCCGCCUCCCAAGACUGGAUGUACUGCCAGGGGGCUCCUACUUUGUCCCCACCAGCCCCCAGGCACGGAACAGGCCAAGACAAGGGGAUGUGCAUCUGUCACGGGUCUGCAGGGAAGUUGGCACCCCUCUCGGCUUGGAUCCUGGCCCUGAUCUGGGUCUUAUGCUGACUCUUCAUCAGCCGCCAAAACAAUGCACUUUGCACACUCACGGAGGAGAUCAAACGGGGUGUGUGUGUGUGUGAAGGGGGCGCAUCUCCUGAGAACAUCUUCUCUCCCCUUUUGAUGGUGCUCUCUUGAAUCUCAUCUUUGGUCUACCUGGAUCCUGUGGACAUUUUCUCCCUUAGCUCCACGGCUAGUUUCCUAAAGGGGAAGAUGCGGGAGCAUCAGCCUCCAUGGCGGGCAAAUAUGGGCCAUUGUUUUCCAAGGGUAAAAGAAGGGUUCUUUGCAGAUGCUCAGAGGUGCUUUCAUUUUUGUAUUAUUUUAUGCAUCACAAGCCUCCGUCCAAAGCCUGCUCGACCCAACUCGCCCACCUAAUUCCAGUCCUUCUGCCAACUGUCCUUCCCCAGUGGCAUAGUGGUUAAGAGCAGGUGCCCUCUAAUCUGGAGAACCGGGUUUAAUUCCCCACUCUGCCACUUGAGCUGUAC
Molecule: messenger RNA, 2222 nt
Organism: Sphaerodactylus townsendi
Lineage: Eukaryota; Metazoa; Chordata; Lepidosauria; Squamata; Sphaerodactylidae
Gene: MMP25
Product: matrix metallopeptidase 25
Exons: 10
Coding region: 28-1746 (572 amino acids)
Biological process (GO): collagen catabolic process; proteolysis; extracellular matrix organization
Cellular component (GO): extracellular matrix
Molecular function (GO): metalloendopeptidase activity; zinc ion binding
Source: RefSeq, a predicted model, not a curated record